This is a messenger RNA of Necator americanus (New World hookworm), 1398 nucleotides long. RefSeq lists its product as uncharacterized. The transcript has 13 exons. The record is from RefSeq and is a predicted model, not a curated record. NCBI's taxonomy places the organism in Eukaryota, Metazoa, Nematoda, Chromadorea, Rhabditida, Ancylostomatidae. The coding region runs from base 1 to 1398 and encodes 465 amino acids. Gene Ontology annotation, biological process: amino acid transmembrane transport. Gene Ontology annotation, molecular function: L-amino acid transmembrane transporter activity.
AUGAUUAAGAGUUCACAUGCUCUGAUCAACCUUAUAAAGGCCAUGAUAGGCGUCGGGGUUUUUGCGUUACCUAUGGCAUUUCAGCAAGCUGGGUUGGUGGGAGGAACGAUCAUAAUUAUCGUCCUUGGAAUUGUGAAUGCUCACUCCAUGAUAAAGCUCGUGCACUGCUCACAAUACCUCAGCAAAAGGAGAGAGCUCACUGAGGAAACGGAAAACUCGUCACAGAUAAGUGAAAAAUCUAUCAAAUCUUCCGAAAAAAACAGUAACAAAGAAUCGAAGAAUGAUAAUCCAAAAAGUAGCCCUGUACCAAAUUAUAUAGAAAAAGAAGAUACAGAGGACGAGAAAGCACGGACGACCCUCAACUAUGGUGACAUGGCAGAGCAAGCAUUUUUGUAUAGAAAAUCACUGAGAAUAUUGGCACAGCCAACUAAGUUAAUGGUAAAUAUUUGCAUAGUAUGUCUACAAAUAGGCUUCUGCAGCACGUACUUCAUUUUUGUUGUUGAUCACGUCAAAGAGGUGAUUGAUGUCUUUUUUUCGACGGAGUUUCCACGUAAUAUAUUGUUUUUCGCUACCUUACCAUUUUUCAUCAUUAUUGCCUCUGUACGUAGCAUGAUUGUUUUAACAUGGAUUGGAUUUCUUGGAAAUAUACUUGUCACAGCCGCAAUAGGCGUUAUAAUUGUGCAAAUGAUCCUCAAGGAACACAUUUCUGUGUCAAAACUUCCAGCCUUCGGGCAAAUCAGAACCACCGCAUUGGCUGCCGGCAGCGUUAUAUACGCUUACUCUGCGCAUGGUGUUGUGCUACCACUUGAAAACAAAAUGCGUAAGCCAGAAGAUAUGCUCGGAUUUUUCGGUGUCAUAUCAAUUUCCAAUUUUCUCAUUGGUUUUCUGUAUGGUACCACUGGCCUUCUGGGUUACAUCACUUAUGGAGAAAAUUUGAAAGGCAGCAUCACACUUAACCUCACCAAUUCACCCGUAGAUUUUUCCGUCAAAAUUAUGCUGCUUACGAUGACUUACUGUGGAUAUCUUAUCCAAAGCUAUCCAGUGAUAGAAAUGAUUGGAACGCCGAUGAAACGAUACUUUAAAGGUUCCAAUAAAUGCGUACUUCUUAUGCUAGACUAUGCUAUUCGGUACGCAGUUACAAUGGUGGCAUUUGGAUUUGCCUACCUCAUACCAACUUUCAAGAACAUUAUUCCUUUUGUUGGUGUUACUAUGGGAAUGACACUUGCACUGUUCUUCCCUCCAUUGCUUGAAACAAUAGUAUUUAUUGACCAAUGGAGAAAUGAGAGCAUUGUGAAACUUAUCUAUGCCGUUACUUUAAACAUCUGUUACAUAUUAAUUGGUUGCGAAACCGACAAUGGACAAGAGAAAAGAGAAAACAGAAAGAAAACACAAAGUUGA